This is a messenger RNA of Danio aesculapii, 936 nucleotides long. RefSeq lists its product as uncharacterized. The transcript has 5 exons. The record is from RefSeq and is a predicted model, not a curated record. NCBI's taxonomy places the organism in Eukaryota, Metazoa, Chordata, Actinopteri, Cypriniformes, Danionidae. Bases 1 to 936 code for a protein of 311 amino acids.
AUGGACUACAGUGCCCAGUUUCGCAGGGAGGCCACCGGUGAGCUGACCCUUAAACCAUCACCUGAGGCAGUAGCUCUUGCUGCUGCCUACAGGAAAAAUCCCACCCCGGGCCGUUCAUGGCCUGCGGUAAGGGUCAAGGAGGAGGCCAUCGCUCGCGUGGCAGCAGCGGGUGGUGACACGUCUUGUCACCAGCUCGUGCUCAGCGAAAGCGCACUGCAGUUCGGCCAGUACCGGGGUAAAACCUUUAAAUGGUUGCUUUCCAACGAUGUUGGUUAUGCAGCCAUGGUGCUGGCCGUGCAUCAGCGGGAGCGUGAGGCUGGUGACACCACCCAAUCGUUCAUCAUGGGAAACAAGGAUGCAUUGCUGCGGUAUGCUGGCUUGUUUCCUGUCAUGAUGGCUGCCAUCAGCGAGCGACGCGUCAGAGAGGGCCAUGGCACACCAGCCCAGGAAGACCAGGUUCUUGUUGGAUUUGGCAACUUUGCUGCCAUGUCCUUCAAAGACCUUUAUGAGGCAACGGACCGUGACAGAAAAGGAUUUGUCAAGUGGGUAAAAAAGCAGAGUUCUAGACCUGGCACAAAGAUGGAACUUUUUCAGAAGUAUAUAAGGAGAAGAGAUGCUGAGAUGCUGCCAGGAUCAGCACCUCCAGUGGCUGCCUCCAGCUCAGCUCCUGCAGAAGAACCAUCUGAUGAAGCUCUGCUUGCUGUAGUGUCACACAUGGAUGUUUCAGGUGGGAAUUACCUGACUUGGCUCCUGAACCACCCGUCCGGCCUGAACCUGUGCCCUCUGCGUCGAGAGCUGCUGCGCCAGAAAAGCAGCCUCUGCCCACAGAGGAACUGCUGCUGCCAGAAGGCUGGAGACAGACACUUCCCAAGGAGCAGCAUUUGUGGGUCAGCAAGGCUCUUUUCACCAGAGACAAGUCUGGCAGACUGGCACUGA